AGGUCUCUACAGGACGGCAUCAUGACGGGCGACUUGGUGGUCUUCAGGGGUCUGACAUGGGUGAAGCAGGCGGCCAGCCGAGCCCCACCGGGCGGCCUGACCGGCACCGGGAACCACAGGCUGGUCAACUUCCACCACAGCGCCAGAUCAGCAAGGGAGACGUUCAACACACGAAAAGAUGUCCACAGAGCGGCUACAGCUCACCUUCCCAGAUACUCGGCUAUGGCCGCCUCUUUCAGUACCUGCUUCACCGGCAGCGUGAACGACCGUCAAGGGAGCUGCAGUGGAAGAUCUGUGACCAAACGCCUGAAGUGCCACAGAGACUGGUCAGGUCAGCUGUUCUCUGGACAUACAAGGUUAUUUAACCAGGACAACUCCACAGUGGGACGGCUGACGUCGGAGGAUAUCGAUAAAGCGAGAAACACCAAGAACAACUUCAAGCAGCACAGACAAGUGCUGAGUGAAAAAGCUCGAGAGAGGAAGGUGCCGGUGACACGGAUCGGCAGGCUGGUGAAUUUUGGAGGUCUGGCAAUCGGCCUCGGAAUCGGAGCAAUGGCAGAAUUUGCCAAGAAGAGUUUCAAACCCAAAGAAGAAGGUGGUAAAAAAGCCGUGCUGGAAUCAAAUACCUUCCUCUCUGAGGCCAACGCCGAAAGAAUCGUCCGGACGCUUUGCAAAGUUCGAGGUGCCGCUCUGAAGCUCGGACAGAUGCUCAGUAUUCAAGAUGACGCCUUCAUCAACCCUCAGCUGGCUAAAAUCUUUGAGCGCGUUCGACAGAGUGCAGACUUUAUGCCAACGAAGCAGAUGAUGAAAGCCGUCAGCAGUGACCUGGGCCCAAACUGGAGGGACAAGCUGGAGUAUUUUGAGGAGAAGCCGUUUGCAGCGGCGUCCAUCGGUCAGGUGCAUUUAGCGAGGCUGAAGGACGGAAGAGAGGUCGCCAUGAAGAUACAGUACCCUGGAGUCGCCAAGAGUAUCGACAGCGACGUGCAUAAUAUCAUGACCGCUCUGAGUUUAAGCAACGCUCUGCCUGAAGGUCUGUUUCCUGAACAUCUCAUUGAGGUCAUGAGUCGUGAGCUGGCGCUGGAGUGCGAUUACAUAAGAGAGGCAAAGUGUGCCAAACAAUUCCAAGAGCUGCUGAAGGAUCACCCCUUCUUCUAUGUGCCCGAUGUAAUCGACGAGCUCAGCAGCCACCACGUCCUCACCACCACGCUGGUGCCCGGUUUCCCUCUGGAUCGGGCCGCCGACCUCUCCCAGGAGCUCAGGAACGAGAUUUGUGAGCAGAUCUUGAUGUUAUGCCUGAGGGAGCUGUUUGAGUUCAGAUACAUGCAGACUGAUCCCAACUGGUCCAACUUCUUCUUCGAUCCACAAGCUCACAAGGUGGCGCUGUUGGAUUUUGGAGCAACACGAGGAUUUGACAAGAGCUUCACUGACACCUACAUCGAGAUUAUUAAGGCAGCUGCAGAUCGGAACAGAGAACUCGUCCUGCAGAGAUCCAGAGACAUGAAGUUCCUCACAGGAUACGAGACAAAGGUGAUGGAGAACGCCCACGUGGACGCCGUGAUGAUCCUCGGUGAAGCCUUCUCCUCCGAGGAGCCCUUCGACUUCGGAGCUCAGAGCACCACCGAGCGAAUCCACAGACUGAUCCCGGUGAUGCUGAGGGAGCGGCUCACCCCGCCUCCGGAGGAAACCUACUCGCUGCACAGGAAGAUGGGCGGCUCCUUCCUCAUUUGCUCCAAACUAAAAGCUAAAAUCGCCUGCAAGAGCAUGUUCCAGGAGGCCUACGGCAACUACUGGAGGGACGGACGGCCCCAGUCCGCACACUGAGGACGGGUUUUGGUCAAAGCAGGAUUUUCUAGGAUUGUUUGUGGUAUGUUGAACAGUUUAACUCGUACAUUCUUAUCUGGGAAGAUAUUUUUGGGAAGCCUGAGCCUAAAGCUUCCCUCGUGUUGCCUUUAUCUGUUCUUUUUUUUUUUUUAUGAAGUUCUGCCAAAAAAGAAAGGGGAAAAAAAGAACAAAGUCAUAUCUGUGUGCUUCCUAUUCGGUCGCUCCUUUAAAACCAGGACCUCCGUCCAGACUAACUGUAGUUUUACCUUCCAGCAAUACUGUCUGAUGAACAUUUGUAUGUUACGUGUUUGAAUGAAUGUCUUGUACAACCUCAUAUGUGCCUGUACGGUGUGAGGAUUUGCUCUCCGCCUGACCAGGAUUGUCAAUUGAAAUAAAUUGACACUGAUGCUGCAAAAACAAAAUCAAUUCUAGGAAAAAGAAUUUUUAAAAACAUGCAGACUUUUGUUUUGAAGCUACAAAAACAGAUCUGAGCUGACUCAAGGUUGAAAUAUUUGAAGAUGAGUCAAAUGCAGGUGCAAGAUGUCAUGAAAGUCAAACAAAGGAAAAGUCACAUAAAUAUGAAUUUGUAGAUAAAAAUUAAUGGCACAAAAAGAUGCAGCCAGCUUUGCUGAUUAACAGAUUACUGAACGAAGCUUCAACAUGAUCACUGUACCAGCAUGAGUAAACAGUUUGAUUUCCUAGAAUUAAAAUGAGAGAUAAUGACAACAUGUUGACUAGUUGUAGUAAUUAGGACUUAGAUGUUUUUAUUCCAGGUAUUAUAAUGUCAGUCUGACAUGUCACAAAGACUGAAACGUGUAUUUGAGUUUUGAUUGGUUGAAAUAACAGCUGCAGGUAUCUA
Molecule: messenger RNA, 2680 nt
Organism: Stegastes partitus (bicolor damselfish)
Lineage: Eukaryota; Metazoa; Chordata; Actinopteri; Pomacentridae
Gene: coq8ab
Product: coenzyme Q8A, genome duplicate b
Exons: 14
Coding region: 22-1821 (599 amino acids)
Biological process (GO): ubiquinone biosynthetic process
Source: RefSeq, a predicted model, not a curated record